Molecule: messenger RNA, 1260 nt
Organism: Exophiala xenobiotica
Lineage: Eukaryota; Fungi; Ascomycota; Eurotiomycetes; Chaetothyriales; Herpotrichiellaceae
Exons: 2
Coding region: 132-953 (273 amino acids)
Biological process (GO): ribose phosphate biosynthetic process
Molecular function (GO): sedoheptulose-bisphosphatase activity
Source: RefSeq, a predicted model, not a curated record
ACGAAAACGAAAACGAAAACGAAAGGGCCUACUAGUUAGCUAGUAUCAAGCAAAAGCCUUUGAGCCCGGAAAAGAAGAAGAAGAGGACAAGUACAAGAGCAAGAGCAGGACAAGACAAGACAGGGAGAAAGAUGACCACACCACGCUGUUUCAUCGUCCGACACGGCGAGACCGAAUGGUCGCUCUCCGGCAAACAUACAGGCACGUCGGACAUCCCACUGACCAAGAACGGCGAGAAACGAGUGCGCGCCACGGGUAAAGCGCUCGUCGGCGACGACAGGUUGAUCGUGCCGAGACAAUUGGUCCAUAUAUACGUCUCGCCACGCCACCGCGCCCAACGAACCCUCGAACUCCUCGAUCUCGGCUGCCACGACCCGUACCCCUGGCAAAAAGCGCAUUCCUCCACCGCCGGAUCCUCCGCUUCUGCUGCUCCCUCGCAAAGCGCGAGCAAAAACAAAACCGACGCCCGUGUCACGAUCGAACCGCGCAUCGCGGAGUGGGACUACGGCGAGUACGAAGGCAUCACGUCUGCCGAGAUCCGGAAGAUGCGCAAGGAGAAAGGGUUGGGGUCUUGGGACAUCUGGCGCGACGGCUGUCCCGGCGGCGAGAGUCCCGAGGACAUCAUCCGCCGCGUGGACAGUCUGAUCGCCGAGAUCCGCGAAAAGUACCACGGCCCUGUCAUAGGGAAGCCCAAGGACGAGAAUGUCACGGGCGACGUUAUGGUCAUCGGCCACGGGCACAUUUUGAGGGCGUUUGCAAUCCGAUGGAUCGGCAGGGCGCUCACCGAGACCAGUUUGAUCAUGGAGGCUGGAGGAGUGGGCACAUUGAGCUACGAGCAUCACAACAUCAACGAGCCCGCGAUACUCUUAGGUGGCGGCUUCGUGGUCGGCGAGGACAAGGUCGAGAUUGAGAGGGCGGAGAAGGAAGAGAAAGAACAGGAGAAGAGCAGUUGAAAUUCAUUUUCAUGUCCUUUUUUUCUAUUUUCAAUUCUGAUAGAGUUGCGAUUAUUGUCAAUAUCGAUCCAAUGCUGUUGUUCGAGCUAAGCUCAUGAUACUAGAAAACUGGGGGAAUGGUGCUGCUGUAGGCCCUGACUGACCAAGCAAGCAAGCAUGGGUAGACUGUGUACACUGACAUGGAUGCGGUUCUGAUACACAAACAAGAACGGUUUGGGACUUAGGACUGUUCGACUUAGGGGCUCUUUCCAUGGCUUGAUCCGAAAUGCUUGUCGAUACUGUCCAUGCUCACACUGAUAUCUUCUUC